AUUCGAUUAUCUUCGAGAAUCAUCUACUCAACAUGAGCGGAAGAGGCAAAACCGGAGGAAAAGCCCGCGCUAAGGCAAAGACUCGCUCCUCCAGAGCAGGGCUUCAGUUCCCCGUCGGUCGUGUACACAGACUCCUCCGCAAGGGGAACUAUGCUCAGCGCGUCGGUGCUGGAGCUCCAGUGUAUCUGGCUGCUGUGCUCGAGUAUCUGACCGCUGAGAUUCUGGAGUUGGCUGGAAACGCCGCCCGGGACAACAAGAAGACCCGUAUCAUCCCCCGACAUUUGCAGCUGGCGGUGCGCAAUGACGAGGAGUUGAACAAGCUUCUGGGCGGAGUGACCAUCGCUCAAGGCGGUGUGCUGCCAAACAUUCAGGCCGUGUUGCUGCCCAAGAAGACCGAGAAGGCCGCCAAGAAGUAAACUGAGAAAAGAUCGCUUCAAAACCAAAGGCUCUUUUAAGAGCCACCCUUUAUGGAUAUCAGUUCUACAAAUGUGGUCAGAGAAGUUUUUAUGAAGUUGCAAACUCCAAUCACCAGCCAAAUCAUCACUGUCUCAGUUCUUUGUUAAAUCUGAGCAGGUGAAUCUGAUGCUGAAA
Danio rerio (zebrafish) is the source of this 591-nucleotide messenger RNA. It is a transcript of the gene hist1h2a6, whose product is annotated as histone cluster 1 H2A family member 6. The record is from RefSeq and is marked validated. Gene Ontology annotation, biological process: response to stress. Gene Ontology annotation, cellular component: nucleus; nucleosome; chromosome. NCBI's taxonomy places the organism in Eukaryota, Metazoa, Chordata, Actinopteri, Cypriniformes, Danionidae. Gene Ontology annotation, molecular function: protein heterodimerization activity; DNA binding; structural constituent of chromatin.